This is a messenger RNA of Mytilus trossulus (common blue mussel), 751 nucleotides long. RefSeq lists its product as uncharacterized. The transcript is spliced from 2 exons. NCBI's taxonomy places the organism in Eukaryota, Metazoa, Mollusca, Bivalvia, Mytilida, Mytilidae. The coding region runs from base 1 to 735 and encodes 244 amino acids. The record is from RefSeq and is a predicted model, not a curated record.
AUGAUAGAACGUAAAAUAGAUUUUUUAUAUGCAAAUAAAACACAGGAUUUAGGCUGUGAAUCAUCAUCAGACUCUGUUAUCCGAAAAACAAGACAUCAGAAUUGUUUGGAGAAGACUGGAGCAGAGACAUGGAGAAGCCUUCUUUGUCAUAUUUCGAAUAGACACACCUUUCCUGGGAAGAUUGUGACACAAUGUGGACACCCCCCACUAAGCCCUGAUGAUAUAAGGAAAAAGAAAUGGUUGAAUCAAGACAGCCAAGCAUAUGCAGCAUUAGAGAAGGUCGUCACAGACAAGCUAAUUCUACGGGACAUACGUCAACUAGAUCUUUUUUGCCACACAGGAGCAUUGGAAACAUAUCACUCCAUGAUGCUGAAAUACUGUCCUAAGCGACUCGAGUUUGAAUACGCAUCAAUGGUUGCCCGUACUCAGUUGGCAGUGGUAGACAACAAUGUAAACAUCGGGAGAAACCAAAAGACCGAUGCCAAUGGCAAACUGUCCUUCGCAACCCGAUGUCCCAAGAGCACUGGAAGGUGGACGGCCCGCAAAAUAUACGAGAAGAAGGAUUACGAUUUCAAAGCCGAUAUAUUGCAGUUUGCAGUCACUAGCCAACAGGAGGGUCCCAAAAGGAAAACAGUUCACCAGCUAAAGUCACUGUCACUGCCCGUAAACAUAAGCAAGGAUCCUGCACCGUGUAAGGAAGACCUAAUUGACGAUCACAGAUCUCGCUUUUCUUGAUUGAAUAUCUAAAAUU